Messenger RNA from Betta splendens (Siamese fighting fish), 2618 nucleotides. Its product is annotated as UDP-glucuronosyltransferase 2B13-like. Gene Ontology annotation, molecular function: UDP-glycosyltransferase activity. The coding region runs from base 378 to 1964 and encodes 528 amino acids. The transcript has 2 exons. Lineage: Eukaryota; Metazoa; Chordata; Actinopteri; Anabantiformes; Osphronemidae. The record is from RefSeq and is a predicted model, not a curated record.
CAGUUUCAGAGACCCGUCACUAAGGUGACAUCUGGUCGCACAUGCUUUUACUUUGCUGACAAAUGUCUCAUUGAUCUCAAAUAACUAAAAUGCGUCAUUUAUAAUUAUUCAUUUGCUUCAUUGCAAACAAUAGGUACAGUUUAUGUAUACAGUUCUAUUCAUUUGCCUUCGCGUUAAAUGCACACGGAUCAGUUCCUUAUUGCCGCACACGCCUGUUCCUGUUGGGAGCAUCUGCCGGGUUGGAGCGAACGGGAGGCUUCGGCAGCUCCGCCCCUGUGGAUUACGCAAGUCUGGACUCAGGACUUGUUCCCUUUACAAAGCGGUUGUCGAGUGGCCAAACAUUUCCUUUGUGAUAAAACACCGAUCCAGAAACUACAAUGGGGCUGCUGUAUGGCUGCAGUGCUUUGCUGCUCCUCGUCAUCCUUGCUCCCAGAGCCUAUGAAGCAGGCAACAUCUUGGUCUUUCCUACUGAAGGGAGCCACUGGGUAAACAUGGACAUUCUCCUUCAAGCUCUGCACUCACAAGGGCACAACAUCACUAUUGUUCGCUCCAGUAAAAGUUGGUACGUCGAGGACAACUCCUCCUGUUACCAUAUAUAUACUGUCCAAGUGGAGAGGAGUCUAGAUCAGAAGUUCCUCUCAAACCUUGUGUUUCAGGCCAUUGAAUUUGAAAGGGGGGCUCUUCCCUGGAGGCGUUUUCUCCACAUGGCUGUAGGAAUGAUAGGUAUGUGUGUUGAUGUUCACAAAAUGAUAGGUGAAUAUGCAUUAGCAAUCCUGCAGGAUCAAGAGUUGAUUAGAGUAUUGAAGGACACUAAGUUUGACCUUGUUCUUACUGACCCCUGUUGGGGCACUGGAAUCAUUUUGGCCAAAUAUUUGAAUCUUCCUUUGGUCUACAAUGUUCGCUGGUUAACACCUAUUGAGGGUCACCUCGCAAUUGCUCCUUCACCUUUAUCAUAUAUUCCUAUAACUGGAUCUGGCUACACUGAUAAAAUGACUUUUUUUCAGAGAGUUAAAAACAUAUUUUUUCAUCUAAUACCUCACACACAAAAUUACCUAGUGGCUAAGCUAGCAUAUCAGCCAAUAUGUGACAAAUAUCUUGGGCCUGAUAAUGACUUUAAUGACAUGGUGCUUGAUGCAGAUAUUUGGCUGAUGCGAGCAGACUUUGUGUUUGAGUAUCCACGUCCCACCAUGCCCAAUGUUGUGUACAUCGGCGGCUUCCAGUGUAAGCCUCCCAAACCUCUGCCUCAGCCGUUUGACGACUUUGUGCAGAGUUCUGGGGAACAUGGAGUCAUAAUUAUGUCUCUGGGAACUUUUGUAAGUGAACUUCCUGCUGAAAUAACAAAGAAGAUCGCUGCUGUUUUUGCCGAACUACCUCAGAAGGUCAUCUGGAAACACAAAGGUGCCAAACCAGACAACCUGGGCAACAACACUUUAGUAGUGGACUGGAUGCCACAGAAUGACCUGCUUGGACAUCCAAAGGUUAAACUGUUUGUGGCCCAUGGAGGAACAAAUGGAGUGCAAGAAGCUAUUUACCAUGGAGUACCAGUGGUAGGCCUUCCUCUGUUCUUUGACCAGUACGACAACCUGCUGCGACUGAAAGAGAGAGGUGGGGCUAAGCUGCUAACCAUUCAAACAGUGGACAAAGAUAACAACUUCCUGGAGGCCAUACAGGAAGUCUUGAAUGAGCCCUCCUACACUCUGAGCAUGCAGAGACUCUCCAGGCUGCACAGAGACCAGCCCAUGGAGCCGCUGGACAACGCUGUCUUCUGGAUAGAACACGUUAUGAGACAUAAAGGUGCCAAUCACCUAAAAGCAGAGUCUUACAGGCUGCCCUGGUAUGUCUACCACUCUGUGGAUGUAAUUGUGUUUGUGGCUGGGGCCGUCCUGCUCUUCUUGUUAACCGUUUUCUUCUCAAUUAGGUGUUUAUACACUGUGAUGUGUAAGCGUAAAGUGAAACGUGAUUAAGGCAUAUAUAUAUUAAGUAAAUACCUUGAAAAAAUAUGGCUUUAAAUAUCCACUUCCAGCUGUGCCCAACCUUGUGUACAGUACAUUCCAGUCUUCGACUGGUGAUCUUCUACUCUGACUUCUAAUACUUCUACUCUGAUGACUUGGCUGUUGAGAUUGCUUCACCAUUAGAUCAGAAAGUCAUCUGGACAUAUACGUGAGACAGAUCAGUCAGUCUGGGCUUUACUGGUCGACUGGAUGCCAUAGAAUGACCUCAUGGGACACCCUAAGAUUAAACUGUUUUUAAGUGUUGUGGGACCAAAUGGAGUCUUUGAGGCUAUAAAUCACAAGGUUCUAGUUGUAGGAAUCCCUGUUUUUUUGAUCAAGCUGACAACCUCUCCACACUAAAAGCUGAGGUGUUGCAGAGGGUAAAAAUGUUUCUGAAAUGGAUAGGAAAACCUUUAAAACUGUCAAACAAAACAUCCUCAACCAGCCCUUCUACACUGUGACUAAAAACGAAGGCGUAAUGUAGAAAGUGUAUAUAACUGCAGAGCAUUCGUCAUUUGCUGUUUUUUCAUAUCAGUUAAAUGUUUUGUCACUGUGCCAAGGACAAAACCCUUUUUCUCAGACGCCCUGUCCUUCAUGUUGUACAGACUAAUAAAACUGAUACCAGUG